Rhizophagus irregularis DAOM 181602=DAOM 197198 is the source of this 729-nucleotide messenger RNA. RefSeq lists its product as uncharacterized. The record is from RefSeq and is a predicted model, not a curated record. NCBI's taxonomy places the organism in Eukaryota, Fungi, Glomeromycota, Glomeromycetes, Glomerales, Glomeraceae.
AUGCCAGACGUGUUACCAGAGAUAGUGGUGUUAGAUGUUGAUCUAUCUAAUGCCGUAGUAGACCAGCGAAAUAAUAUUGACAUCAAGGCAUCAAAGGAAAAGGAGAUGGAUGCUUUCUUGGUUGAAAUUCAGCAAGACGACUGUCAAAGACUCAUUUCAGACUUGACUCACUGUGAGGAGGACCUCUCCAUGACUAGCACUGAACCUGUAACCCUCCCAGAACAAACAUCUGUUGGGAUAUCGCCUGUGAAAUCAUCUAUGGCGGACAAACAGGUUCCAGCUUCUGAAUCAUAUGAGGACGCAGAUACGGAGUGUCAAAAAAUUCUUUAUAAUCAAAAAGUGGAUCAAAGAUUUGAGACGGGAGCAUCCUCUUGCACUAAAGGUAGUGAUGGUAAGGUUAAUAAGGCGGUUAAUAUUCAGAUUCCUGAACUCUCUUUAGAAGCAAUUCUGACAGGAUCUAGUGAAGUUACGGCACAAAUUAUAGUUGAUCUACUUAGAGUAACAAUGAAGCUUAGAUUUUAUGCUGCUACUAAUACGGAUGAUGUAGGUUAUGAAGACUUCGUUCCAAAUUGGAACAGACACGUGACUUUGAAAACCAAUAAGACUGAGGUGCAAGUGAAUCCCUUGGAAGUAACAAAUCAUGAUGAUGAAGAAAGCAUAGAAGGUAGAUAUAAAGCCGUAUCUUAUUUUAUUAAAUGUAAACAGCAUGAAAUUGAGAUAGUUGCAUAG